AUGCUGCUCAGUGACACUGGUCCAAGGAGUCUUCAACCCGUCGACAGCGCCAGUCUUUUCUCCUACAUGACGUUUCAUUGGCUGACUCCUCUGGCUGUUCAUGCCCAUAGGAAAGGACAGCUCCUAAUGGAUGACAUCUGGCCCAUGUCACAGAGGGAGGGUUGCUGUAACAACAGCCUACGGUUUGCGUCUCUGUGGGAGGAAGAGCAGAGGUCAAAGGGCAACAAGGCAUCUCUGUGUUUGGUGGUUUGGUCUUUCUGUCGGACUCGCCUCCUUCUGUCCAUCCUCUGUCUCACCGUCACACAGCUGGCUGGUUUUAGUGGACCGGCAUUUGUGGUAAAGCGUUUGCUGGUGUACACCCAGCAGAGGGAGCCAGACCUGGGCUGUGGUCUGCUGUUGGUUGUGGGUCUCCUCACCACCAAGCUGGUUCGGUCAUGGUCCCUGGCUCUGACCUGGGCCCUGAACUACAGGACUGGAUCCAGGUUGCGAGGAGCUGUUCUCAGCCUGGCCUUCGAUAAGAUCCUGCGUCUCCGCAACAUCAAGGACAAAUCAAUGAGACAGCUGGUGAACAUGUGUUCCAGUGAUGGUCAUAGGAUGUUUGAGGCUGCAGCAGUAGGAAGUUUGUUGGGGGGCCCCCUGGUGGCCAUCCUUGGAGUGGCCUACAACCUGUGUGUACUGGGACCAACAUCCCUUCUGGGAUCAGCAGUCUUCAUCCUCUUCUACAACACCAUGAUGUUCAGCUCCAAACUGACAGCAUACUUCCGGAGGAGGGGCGUGGCCGUGAUCGACAGACGUGUCCAAAAGAUGAAUGAGAUCCUAACCUACAUCAAGUUCAUCAAGAUGUACGCCUGGGUCAAGGCCUUCUCCCAGGACAUUCACCGUAUUCGAGCAGAAGAGCGCCGGAUCCUCGAGCUCACAGGUUACUUUCAGAGCAUCACAGUGAGCAUGGCUCCCAUCGUUGUUGUCAUUGCCAGUGUGGUUACAUUCUCCACCCACAUGUCGUUAGGAUACGACUUGACAGCUGCUCAGGCCUUUACUGUGAUAACUGUCUUCAAUGCCAUGACCUUUGCCCUGAAGAUCACUCCGUUUUCAGUAAAGUCUCUGUCUGAAGCUUCAGUUGCGAUGGAGAGAUUUAAGGUACCUCACACACACACACACACACGCACACACACACAUAUAAGAGGACUAAGGAAAACAUGUCCCACGCCCUGUCUGGGAACAUACGUGUGUGCAGGGAAAUCAUCUCUAGGUGUGGUCUUGUUCCGGUUGGUAGAAAGCUGCAGUGGCUCCAUCCUGAUUGAUGGUGUCAACAUCAGUGAUGUUGGACUGGCCGACCUCCGCAGCAAGCUGUCGAUCAUUCCACAGGACCCAGUGCAGUUCAGUGGAACGGUCAGGUCGAAUCUGGACCCGUUUAACCGGUACAGUGAGGACCAGAUUUGGGACGCUCUACAGAGGAGUCACAUGAAGGAGUGUGUAUCCCAGUUGCCCCUGAAGCUUGAGUCUGAGGUCAUGGAGAAUGGAGAAAACUUUUCUGUGGGAGAGCGACAGCUACUGUGUAUCGCUAGGGCUCUGCUGAGGCACUGUAAGAUCCUGAUCCUGGAUGAGGCUACAGCAGCCAUGGAUGCUGAAAUGGAUGCUUUGAUCCAGGAGACAAUCAGGAGCUCAUUUCAGGACUGCACUACACUAACCAUUGCUCACCGCCUCCACACCAUCCUUGCCUCUGACCGCAUCAUGGUGCCCAACCAGGGACAGGUCGACCACACAGCUCGGCUGUGCUCAAUGCUGGCGGCAGUGGAAAACAAGAUCUCUGUCCGAGGAUGAAGAUGGACUGAGUGAUCUCAGACCUGCUACAUGUGCUGUCCUUAAAUCCGUCCUGUUGUCCUCUGACAUCUGUCUUGCCAUCUAUCUUGAUGUCUGUCCUGGCAUCCCCAAAUAUCUGUCCUCACAUCCAUCUGGAUGUCCCUCCUGGCAUCCAUACAGUCAAUGAUGUUCUUCAUGUUACUCACUGCUACUUUUGGACUCAGACUUGGCUGUGAUUCAUGCAUCUGGGUCUUCCUGGUCUUUAGUUUUUAGGAUGUGGGUCAUGUGUACGGCUUUGAGUAUUUAUUUGCUCUUAAAUGAGAAGUGAUGCGUCCAUGGUCUCAUAGAAAUCACAACUUGCUGUGGUGGAUGAUCAGGAUGAAUCAUGUGAUCGUGUGACAACCUGUCACCUGCUGUCUCUGGUGCUGCCACACUGAGUCAUGAGUACUUCCUGUUGGUCCUCAUGUGUCUGCAGGAUGCCACAGUAUUGGAUGGAUAGAGCUUUCAAAAAAGGAACUGAAAUUUAGCAUUUCAAUUUUAUCUUUGAGCGUGUGUGUUUUAACAGCAUGACUUAAUUCA
Solea solea (common sole) is the source of this 2379-nucleotide messenger RNA. Its product is annotated as ATP-binding cassette sub-family C member 5-like. Gene Ontology annotation, molecular function: ABC-type transporter activity; ATP hydrolysis activity; ATP binding. Lineage: Eukaryota; Metazoa; Chordata; Actinopteri; Pleuronectiformes; Soleidae. The record is from RefSeq and is a predicted model, not a curated record. Gene Ontology annotation, biological process: transmembrane transport. Gene Ontology annotation, cellular component: membrane.